Molecule: messenger RNA, 1332 nt
Organism: Trichobilharzia regenti
Lineage: Eukaryota; Metazoa; Platyhelminthes; Trematoda; Strigeidida; Schistosomatidae
Source: the annotation of a GenBank genome assembly
AUGCCAACUAUAAAAGCUGAAAGUAAAGGCACUACACUUCAUGACAUCAAGGGGAAAGAUAAAACUUCAUCAACACCAACAGCCACGACAACACCGUCGACACAAGAGAAUAACGAUAACAAACAAAAAGGUGACUCUGAAAGAAGAACAUCAAAUCUCAGUGGUGGACGAAUGGGUAAUAUAAGAAAUAAAUUUGAAUCUGGUGAAGUUAAUAAUGACAAGAAGAAAACCAAGAAGAAAUCUGCACCUAAAAUGAAAUAUGCUGGUGUAGAAUCAGCUAAGACAAAGUUUAUUGAAGAGGCUACAAAAGCCACAAUGGGGAAUACAGAAAAUGGGCCGAAAAAACAGAAAGAGUUUACACCUCCACCAGAUGGUGUUGCUGUCGGUAUCUUGGAGAGUAAUCCAAAACCAAGAGCACCAGAUGUUAUCACCUCGGAUGAUAUGUUUGAACCGGUAGACUUGAAAGAAAUCAGUGAGAAAACAAAAAAUUUAAGAGCUAAAUUUAAAAAUAUGGAAGCUACUGGUGGACAGAGUUUGGAUGAAGAAAAUCGUAAAAAAAGUUCAUUUAUUGAUGAAUCAAUUACAGUUGCACCAGAAGCAACAAGAACUGCUAGAGCACGUUGGAAAGAUAUUGAAAGUGGAAAAGCAGAUAAAGAUAUUUCAUCAGAACGUGCAAAACUUGAUAUACAUGAAGGUUAUGGUGGUGUAUACGAAAAUGAACCUGAGAAAUUUGAAAAUAUUGCUAGAGCUGGUGAUACAAAGAAAGAUUUACCAUCUGGUGUCAGUGCUAAAGAAAGAAGGGAGUUAUUCUUGAAGAAGGCAGCUGAUGCUUCUGUUGUGAAAAGAGAUAGUAUAAAAUUGAUAGAUAUUAAUGCAGCAGAAAGUGGAAUUUAUGAGAAUGAACCAACUCGUCGUGAUAAUGUAGUACGCUAUGAUGAUGACUUAGCAGAUGAUUAUCCAAAAAAUUCAGUCAAAUGGGCAUCAGAAGCUAAAAAUAGAUUUAUGCAAGAAGCGUCUAAAAGUCAAGAAAGUACACCACGUAAUAAGACAAUUUUAUUAGUUGAUGAGAAUCAUACAAAUGGUAAUGAUGCAGCAGCAAAACAAGCACGAUAUGCUUCACAAGCGAAACAAGCUUUUCUUGAACGUCAAAAACAAUUAGAAGAAGCUGAAAAAAAUAAAAGUAGACCAGAAAUAAUUGAUAUAUGGCGAGAACAAUGUCCACAUAGUGGUGUAUUUGAAAAUGUACCAGCUGCACAUACAGCUGAUGUUGUAGUCAGUGAUGACUCUGAAGAAGAAGAAGAGGAUGACGAAGAGGAAGAGGAAGAGGAGUGA